Molecule: messenger RNA, 1297 nt
Organism: Parasteatoda tepidariorum (common house spider)
Lineage: Eukaryota; Metazoa; Arthropoda; Arachnida; Araneae; Theridiidae
Product: leucine-rich repeat-containing protein 59
Cellular component (GO): cytoplasm
Molecular function (GO): protein binding
Source: RefSeq, a predicted model, not a curated record
AUUUUUUCAGUUACUGCAUUUAAAGAGAUGAGAUGGAUUACCAAAAUGAAUUUCAUUCAAAACUGAUCAUAUUUUAUCAGUUUAAACAGUUUGAAGCAUCGCAGAUUGUCCACGGACUGAUAGUUUUCGUUUGAAUUAAAUCUGAUUGCGUCUGCGUAAGCUGUGGAAGUAAGGAAGGCUUGAUUUAUCAUCAUAGAUGGUUACUGAACUAAUAAUAGUUUGAUAAGUAUAUAACUUCUAUUAAUAUCUCUUCUUUAUCAAUAUGUCUCUGAAGGAAAAAAUAAAUGGAAAUGAACUUGACUUAAGUUUGAAUCAGUUGACGGAAGUUCCCGUGAAAGAAUUGGCUGCUGCCACUAAAGCCACAAUGCUCGAUUUAUCAUGUAAUCGCAUUUGCACUUUACCGAGAGAAUUUUCAACAUUAACCCACUUGGUGAAAAUUGAUUUGAGUGCCAAUAGUCUUUCUGAACUUCCUGAUAACUUUGGUAAUCUGCAUAACUUACAAUAUUUAGAUUUGUAUUCAAAUCAGCUUGUAACUCUUCCUGUAAGCUUUUGUAGAUUGAAGAACUUACGUUGGCUUGACUUGAAAAACAAUCCUUUGGAAGGCAAAUUGAAGACAGUUGCUGGCGACUGUUUGGAUGAAAAAGAAUGCCAAGCUUGCGCCAAAAAGGUUGUUUCUUAUAUGCAAGCAAUUGAUUCUGAUUUAGAGCGAGAAAAACAGAAAAAAUUAAAAGCAGUUAGAGAAAAAGAAUCUGCUAAACAAGCCUUAAUUGAUAAAGAACUUGAAGAACAGCGCAGGUCAAAAAAAUUAGAAAGAGAAAAAAGAAAAGCUGAGUCCAAAGCUAAGAGAGAAGCUCAAUUAUUACUUGAGAAAGAACAGCAGAAUGACCAUGGAAACGCUUCAAGGAUAAACGGAUAUGAAAGUGAAAAUGAUAUGGAACAGAGUUCAACUAAAGGAAAAUACUUGUCUUUCAAGGCCUUCCUUUUCUUCCUUUUGGUUAUAUGCUCUUCAAUAUUUAUAUAUCUAUUAUGGAGUGAUAACAUGAAGUCUGUUAAUAUGCACAACUUAAGAGCAACAUCUCAAUAUGUUCUUCUCAAAGGAAAAGCUCAUUUUCUUCAUGGCCUAAAAUUGACUUCAUAUUACUCUCCUAUUGUGAAAGAAAAUUUGCUGAAGGUUGUACACUAUUAUAUGGUAUCAAUGACUCAUUUUGCUAGUCAAAUUGAACAGAUGCUUUCAGGGUACUUUUAACCCUGUAUUAAUAUAUUGUUAAAAUUUAUAAAUAAAAUGUAUUCAAGAUAA